AGAGGGAGUCAUUCACAGCGACCGAGAGAACGGGAGGCAGAGGAGCGGAGAGUAGCGGACGGGAGGAGCGACGCACGUACACUUGCAGCGCGCGCACAGCCAUGAAAGGAGAGCAUUUAAUCCCCACUAUGAGAAACACGACGUUCUACCAGCGUUUCCACCUCCUGGGGGGCGAGGAGCUGCUCGUCCUGCAGAACUCCAUCGGCGACCCGGCGCUGGGCGAUGGGCUCCAGCACAUCACCGACUUCAACGACCUGCCCACCUCGCUCUUCGCCUGCAACGUGGACCAGAGUGUUUUUGAGGAGCAGGAGGGGAAGGAAACGUUCGAGGCGCUCUUCCUGGCGUACGACGAGCGCGCCACCUUCCAGCUGUUCAAGAGCUUCCGCCGCGUGAGGAUCAGCUUCAGCAACGCCAAGGCGGCGGCCAGCGCCAGGAUAGAGCUCCACGAGACGCCGUUCAGAGGCAAGAAGCUGAAGCUCUACUUCGCACAGGUGCAGAAUCCCGCGUCGGACGGGGACAACCUGCUCCUGGCCCCCCCCCAGCCGUCCAAACAGUUCCUCAUCUCCCCGCCCGGCUCGCCCCCCGUGGGCUGGCAGCAGAUCGACGAGGCCACGCCCGUCAUCAACUACGAUCUCCUGUACGCCGUGGCCAAGCUGGGACCGGGAGAGAAGUACGAGCUCCACGCUGGAACAGAGUCGACGCCCAGCGUGGUGGUGCACGUGUGUGACAGCGAGGUGGAGGACGAUGAAGAACCAAAGAAUUGUCCCAAACCAAAAAUUAUCCAGACCCGGCGCCCCGACCUGCCCGUGUCUCACUGAGCCCCGCGCUGGUUCUCCUGCCGCUCGGCUCUCCAGCCAUCUGGCCCUCCUGCACCUCCUCGGGGAGGAAGGAGCACUUCGCCCCACUGUCUCCUUCACAGAAUCAGCAAUGCCCUCCUUCCCUGUGCAGCACCGCUCCGCCCUUCCCCACCCCGCCCCCAAAGCUCCGUCCCCACUGGGUCGCGUUCUGCGUUUCCUGUCGAACACGUGGGCGUUUCAAUGUUCUUGCACGUCUCUUCUUUUUCGUUUCGUACGUUUCUAUCUGUCCCGUAGCCCCUGAUCUGCAUGCGAUGCCGUGUUCCAUGCUCCUCCCGUUUGGAACCCUGUCAUACUGUCCCACGACCACCAGGGGGCAGCAUGCCUGCUUGGAGCUCAGCUUUCGACCGAUCCGGGCCCUCUCGAACCAACCGCCGAGCGCUACGCAUUUCAGCAUCGACGGCGGAAAGCGCAUCUUCGUAAGGGCAUGCCAGUCACUCAGGUGGCCGAACUGUAGCGCCGCGCUCGUUGGCAAGCGGGGGCGGGGCCAGGGGCGGAGACUCGACAGUUUUUCUACAGCGGAACCCUGAUUAGCAGCAACGCCAACCACAGGGACUUUGAAAUCUCACAAUGCAUGCACUGAUCUGCUCCUGUUCUGCAUAUUUACUCGGGUCUUUUUGCAGUGUGUAACCGUCCUUUGGAAAAAAACAACAGCAGCAAAGUGUGUCUCUGUGUUCAACUUCCAGCACCACUCGCAGAUUAUAACGCCUAUAAAAUAAUGACUGGUGGAAUUUAUGUAAGCUGAUGUUAUAAACCUGUGAUUUUUUUCGCAAUGUGAAUCUUCCGUGUGCUGUCCUGUCCCUGAGGCUCUGGUUUAAAAACAAUAACAAAAAAAAGGAAAAAAGGCUCUAUAGACCCCACCCCCUUUUCGCGAGAAAUAAGACGUCCAACCAGACACCUCUGAACAAAGUCAGCAACAUUUAAGAUGCAUGUAUAAUUUCCGUAUGUGUCAUUGGUUCUGCACAAAAAUGUGAUUUCAUGGAUUUAUAUACGACUCUGUGCCUCUGAGUGCAAAAAAGAACAAAAAAUACAAAUGAUCAUUUAUUAACUUGUUUUGCAAGACAAAUGCAUGAUUCCAGAAGAGUAAAAAAAAAAAAAA
Molecule: messenger RNA, 1953 nt
Organism: Scleropages formosus (Asian bonytongue)
Lineage: Eukaryota; Metazoa; Chordata; Actinopteri; Osteoglossiformes; Osteoglossidae
Gene: rcan2
Product: regulator of calcineurin 2
Exons: 5
Coding region: 102-818 (238 amino acids)
Biological process (GO): calcium-mediated signaling
Cellular component (GO): nucleus; cytoplasm
Molecular function (GO): calcium-dependent protein serine/threonine phosphatase regulator activity; nucleic acid binding
Source: RefSeq, a predicted model, not a curated record